AUGGACAACCUUAAACCCGGUGGCAAUAUUUCUCUGUUGAACUUGCCAGAACCCAUAUUGGAUUGCGUUCUAAAGCUCCUUUCACCAAUGGAACUCGUUACUAUGUCUGAAGUGUGUAUUUGUUUAAGGGAUAGAUGUCGAAGUGAACCUUUGUGGGAAGUCCACAUAAAGCAGAAAUGGGGUGGAUUCAUUGGUGAUGUUGCAUACAAGGAGUGGCAAUGGCAUAUCACAACAGCUAAGGAGAGAGGAAACAACCAAUUGAAUCAACAGAACUAUCAGAAUGGAUCAUUGGGAUCUUUCAGUGGUACUUGGCCUGUGUUACACCUCAGAUCAUAUCUAGAAGAUUGCAGACAUCUUAUUAGCUCAUUGGGAAAUAGCUUUAUGAUGACUUUGUAUUUCUCUCUAGAGAAUGGCAAGUUCUGGUUUCCAGCUCAAGUCUACAGGGGAGCAUUGGUUCGUGAUGCCUUAGUUAGAUAUGAUUCCAAAACUGAUAACUUUCAAGCAAGACAACAAAAUGGUGGUUGGCAUGUGAUGGGGAACAACAUCCAAUGGAAAAUCCUUAGAGCUCCCCCAGUUGAUACCCCUCCAUGUGUUCGAUACGUCUCUGAUUGUUUGCAAGACUUAAAACCUGGGGAUCAUAUCGAGAUCCAACGGAAAUCAAGAAGAGAAAUCCCUUAUGAUUGGUGGUAUGCUGUUAUUGGUCACAUGGAAUCAUGUAAUGAAAACCAGAACUUCUGCCAAUGUCGUUACUCGGAUACAUUAAUGUUGGAGUUCAAGCAAUAUUCUCACGGAUCAAGCAUGAGACGAGUAAAGCUAUUAAGAAACGGGGAACAAUAUGAAGAAGCAAGUGGAUGCUACGGAGGAAUUAGAAAGCUUGUGAGUGAGGAGGAGAUCCAGAGAUGGGAGGAGCUCUUGCCGCCACCGUGUCAAACUCCUGUAUACAUAGCUUGA
This is a messenger RNA of Sphenostylis stenocarpa, 951 nucleotides long. Lineage: Eukaryota; Viridiplantae; Streptophyta; Magnoliopsida; Fabales; Fabaceae. The record is from the annotation of a GenBank genome assembly.